AUGAAUGAGACCCAUGCCAACAGCAAUGUCAUCAGUAUCAGCGCUACUGUGGAACUGUUCCAACUCAUCAUGUACACCCCCAUAUUCACCCUGGGAUUGCUGUUCAAUGUGAUGGCUCUGUCGUUCCUGUUUUUUAAGGUUAAAAAGCUGUCAGAAUCUACGGUCUACAUGAUAGCCCUUAUUUUCCUAGAUACUUUGCUGCUAUUUACUCUUCCUUUUAAAAUCAUUUCCUACCACCUUCAGGACCAUUGGAACUUGGGCUCUGUGUUUUGCUCCACCUUGGAGAGUCUUUACUUUGUAAACAUGUAUGGCAGCAUCCUCAUCUCCCUCUGCAUCUGUGUAGACCGGUACAUUGCCAUCCAGCACCCUUUCAGAGCUCCCGCCCUGAGAUCCAUCAAGAAAGCUGCUAUGGUCUGUGCCAUCAUCUGCCUGGGCACCUCUGCUGGGACAAUCUCUACUUUCCAGCUGCAUGGAAAGGGCCACAACAUCUCAUCCUGCUUCCAUAACUUUUCCAAGAGCACAUGGGAAAACAGAGGCCUGUUCAGCACCUUAGAAGCCACCUUCUUUGGCAGCAUGGCAACCAUGACCUUCUGCACUGCUCAGACCAUCAGGUGCUUGAGAAAGCACAGAAAACUGGGUAACCCCCAAACACACACCAUGAGGGCAGAGAAGAUAGUGGUGACAAACCUUGUGGCAUUUCUGGUGUGUUUCACACCUUACCAUGUGGCAUACUUCAUGUACUUCUUGGUGAAGAAUAACAUCAUUCACACCAGGUUUCAGCAGGUGCUACGAGACAUCCUUCAGGUCACCCUUUGCUGGGCAAACUUGAAUUGCUGUCUUGAUGGGGUGUGUUAUUAUUUUGUUUUAAAGGAGUCCUUGGAGGACCCAUUACAAAACAGUGUAAAAACAACCACAUGA
Messenger RNA from Nestor notabilis (Kea), 918 nucleotides. Its product is annotated as G-protein coupled receptor 55-like. The coding region runs from base 1 to 918 and encodes 305 amino acids. The transcript has a single exon. Gene Ontology annotation, cellular component: membrane. The record is from RefSeq and is a predicted model, not a curated record. Gene Ontology annotation, biological process: positive regulation of Rho protein signal transduction; phospholipase C-activating G protein-coupled receptor signaling pathway. Gene Ontology annotation, molecular function: G protein-coupled receptor activity. Lineage: Eukaryota; Metazoa; Chordata; Aves; Psittaciformes; Psittacidae.